AGCGCGGCCUGGCGCGGCCCCUCAGUUCCGUGUUGGGCCCGCGAUGCUGUCGGCGGGCGGCGGCUCCGGCCCCGCCGGGGCGGGCGGCUCCGGGCCGGGGCUCGGCGGGGACGGCGAUUUCCUGUCGCGGUACCGGCUGGUGUCGGCCAAGCUGCGGCGGCGGUUCCUGCGGAAGCCGAACGUGGCGGAGGCGGCGGAGCAGUUCGCGGCGCUGGCACGGGAGCUGCGCGCCCAGGAGAGCCUGCCCUACGCCGCCUGGUGCCAGCUGGCAGUGGCGCGCUGCGCCCAGAGCCUGUUCCACGGCCCUGCCGAGGCGGCCGCGCUGGCCGAGGCCGCGCGGCUCUUCCUGCGCCAGGAGCGAGACCUGCGGCAGCGCCUGGGGUUGCGCGGUGGCUUCGGCGAGCACGUGGCGGCGGCGCAGAGCUGCGGGGCCUUCGCCGCCCGCCUGCACCUGGAGCGGGGGCAGCCCGCGCUGGCGGCCGGGCCGUGCCUGGAGCUGGCGGCGGCGCUCCGCGACACGGGACAGCCCGCCCACGCCGCCGCGCCCCUGCAGCGGGCGGCGGAGCUGCUGACGGCCGGGCGGCUGCCGCUGCAGGCUCUGCGCUGCCUGGCCGAGCGCGCGUCCUGCCUGCUGCUGGCCCGCGACUACGCCGGGGCGCUGGCCACGCUGACGCGGGCGCAGGCGCUGGCCGGGGCCGGGCUGGGUGGUGCGGCCGGGGCCGGGGCCGCGGCCGGCGGCGCCUUCCUGGACGUGCUGGCGCGGUGCGAGGUGUCGCGGGUGCUGCUGCUGCUCCUGCUGCAGCCGCCGCCCGCCAAGCUGCUGCCCGAGCACGCCCGCACGCUGGAGCAGUACUGCUGGGAGGCGCCCGACGGCGGACCGGGCACCGGCAGCGGGAGCGGCACCGGGACGGGCGGGGGCCUGCCGCCGGCCGCCAGCUACCUGCCGGCCGAGCUGUUCCUGCUGCUGCAGUCGGCAGUGCUGGCGUGCCAGGAGAAGGACGCGGAGGCGCUGAAGGCGCUGCAGGCCGAGCUGUGGCCGCUGCUGAGCGCAGAACAGAACCAUCUGCUGCACCUGGUGCUGCAGGAGAUGCUGAGCCCUGCCGGACAGGGGCUCUGAGCGCCGCCGCCCGCAGGGACAGGUCGGACUGGUCGCUUCAGGCGGUGCCAGCACAGACUCUAUUCCGUUAUUUAUUUUUAAUACGAGUUCUGUAACACAAUGAAGUAAUGGUUGAUGAGAGAAUAUGUUCAUCUACACGUUUGCCUUGUGUCACAGUAAACUACUCACUGUAUGUACUGGAAGUUGUCAUGCUUGAAAAAAGUGUAACCCUAAAGAAGAAAGGCCGUUUCAGGGCAGAAGGAAGCUGUUCAUUAAAAGACUGGCUGCAA
Messenger RNA from Corvus hawaiiensis (hawaiian crow), 1386 nucleotides. It is a transcript of the gene F8A1, whose product is annotated as coagulation factor VIII associated 1. Gene Ontology annotation, cellular component: early endosome. Gene Ontology annotation, molecular function: protein binding. The record is from RefSeq and is a predicted model, not a curated record. The transcript has a single exon. NCBI's taxonomy places the organism in Eukaryota, Metazoa, Chordata, Aves, Passeriformes, Corvidae. Gene Ontology annotation, biological process: vesicle cytoskeletal trafficking. The coding region runs from base 44 to 1117 and encodes 357 amino acids.